CCCUCUUCGCUCCCUGUAGUUGCCGUUCUGACGGCGCUGUGCGCGGGUUUGAGUUUCGCGGGAGCGGGCAGCUCACGAUAACAUAAUAUUGUUCAAGUUUCACAGAGGCGCGAUAUUCUCGUCACCCAGGGAGCAAAAUGAGUUUAUGGGUGGAUAAAUACAGACCAACGUCAUUGGCUAAACUCGACUACCACAAGGAGCAAGCAAACCAGCUCAAAAAUCUGGUCCAGUGUGGUGAUUUUCCACAUUUGUUGGUUUAUGGACCGACUGGUGCUGGUAAGAAAACCCGGAUCAUGUGUUUGCUCAGAGAGCUGUACGGACCCGGUGUCGAGAAACUUCGGAUUGAACACCAGUCCAUCACGACUCCAUCUAAAAAGAAGCUUGAAAUCAACACAAUUGCCAGCAACUACCAUCUAGAGGUGAAUCCAAGUGAUGCUGGGAACAGUGACCGUGUGGUCAUUCAGGAACUGAUCAAAACUGUUGCCCAGUCUCAGCAGAUUCAGUCCAGUGCUCAAAGGGAGUUCAAAGUGGUGCUGCUGACAGAGGUGGACCGUCUCACUAAAGAUGCCCAGCAUGCCUUGCGCCGUACGAUGGAGAAGUACAUGUCUACUUGUCGAUUGAUCCUGUGCUGUAACUCCACCUCAAAAGUGAUUGGCCCCAUCAGGAGCAGGUGUCUGGCUGUGAGAGUCCCUCUACCAAGUGUGGAAGAGGUGUGCAGUGUUCUGUCAGGCGUGUGCAGGAAGGAGGGACUGCUGCUUCCUCCUGAACUGGCCAGACUGAUCGCUGACAAAUCUGGCCGUAACCUUCGUAAAGCCCUGCUGAUGUGUGAGGCCUGCAGAGUUCAACAGUAUCCAUUCUCCCCAGACCAGGACAUCCCCGAGACAGACUGGGAGGUUUACCUCAGAGAGACAGCUAAUGCUAUAGUCAGCCAGCAGAGCCCUCAAAGACUUUUGGAGGUCCGGGCACGAUUGUAUGAACUUCUGACUCACUGUAUCCCGCCAGAAGUCAUCAUGAAGGGCCUGGUGACAGAGUUGCUAAGUAACUGUGAUGGACACUUGAAGGCUGAGGUGGCUCAGAUGGCGGCAUACUACGAACACAGACUGCAGCUGGGCAGCAAAGCAGUCUACCACCUGGAGGCUUUUGUAGCUAAAUUCAUGGCCAUCUACAAGAAGUUUAUGGAAGAUGGACUUGACAACUUUAUGUUCUGAGCCACCUUAGUCUAAAAGAAUAAGAUGUAUUAAUUGUUUGUUUUUCAUAAUAAAUGCCAUUUCAAAUGUU
Messenger RNA from Carassius auratus (goldfish), 1278 nucleotides. RefSeq names its product replication factor C subunit 3-like. The transcript has 9 exons. The record is from RefSeq and is a predicted model, not a curated record. Gene Ontology annotation, molecular function: DNA binding; DNA clamp loader activity; ATP hydrolysis activity. Gene Ontology annotation, cellular component: nucleus; DNA replication factor C complex. The coding region runs from base 138 to 1208 and encodes 356 amino acids. Gene Ontology annotation, biological process: DNA-templated DNA replication; DNA repair. NCBI's taxonomy places the organism in Eukaryota, Metazoa, Chordata, Actinopteri, Cypriniformes, Cyprinidae.